CCUUUACACAACCGCUCGACCAACGAUCAGCGAGACACAGUCAAGAUGGGUAUCUCUCGGGACUCUCGCCACAAGCGCGCCGCUACCGGUGCCAAGCGAUCCUUCUACCGGAAGAAGAGAGCCUUCGAGGCAGGCCGCCAGCCUGCGAACACUCGUAUUGGUCCCAAGCGCAUCCACGUCGUCCGCACCCGCGGUGGCAACCACAAAUAUCGUGCGCUGCGUCUCGACUCGGGCAACUUCGCCUGGGCCUCUGAGGGCUGCACCCGCAAGACCCGUAUCAUCGUGGUCGCAUAUCACCCUUCCAACAACGAGCUUGUCCGCACCAACACCCUGACCAAGUCCGCCGUCGUCCAAGUCGAUGCUGCGCCCUUCCGUCAAUGGUACGAGGCCCACUACGGCCAGCCGCUCGGCCGCCGCCGCCAACAGAAGCAGGGCCAGGCCCCUGAGGAGGUGAAGAAGAGCAAGUCGGUCGAGAAGAAGCAGGCUGCGCGCUUCGCCGCCUCCGGCAAGGUCGACCCCGCUCUCGAGAAGCAGUUCGAAGCUGGUCGUCUCUAUGCCAUUAUCUCGAGCCGCCCUGGUCAAUCCGGUCGCUGCGAUGGCUACAUCCUCGAGGGUGAGGAGCUCGCCUUCUACCAGCGCAAGCUCCACAAGUAAACGCUGGGCCGGGGCGGGAGAAUAGGUGUCAUGAGGAACGGAAGGAACGGGUCUGGGCACGGGGGCGCGCGUCGGCGUUUCGCCUAGGUGUUGAUGGGUCAUUUCUGAUUGCUUCGCUGCCCGUCUCGUCGAUAUGGGGUUUAAAAAAUUGCGGAUACGGAAAAGGCGGCCAUCGCAACUUUGAUUUCCAGUUGCUUCGUCACCGGUAACAGGGCACGGCAGGGAUUUAGGGCAAUGGAAUAUCAAUACCACCACCAUAAGCAGCAACCCCGCAGAGUCAAUGAAUCCCAGGCUUGAACUUGAGUUUGUGUGCACCUAUGUGACGGAGCAGUACUUGAGGGGUUUGGAGUGCAUGCAAUUUAAGGUCGGAACCUAGAGGCGGCUCCGUUCCACGAUGAGGGCGUACACCGAUCGACAGACCAAGGAGCCCGGACAUGCUGGGUGGUCUGGGGAACCCGUGUGUGAGAGUAUGUACUGUACAACAGUUGCCCGCGAGUAGCGCUUAGCAGCUGCGGUGGCGGCUGCCGCGGUAAAAGCUUCAUCGUCAUAGCACAACAACAGGUGCACCACUAAAGGAUGUGAUUUCUUGAAAUGCC
Molecule: messenger RNA, 1250 nt
Organism: Thermothelomyces thermophilus ATCC 42464
Lineage: Eukaryota; Fungi; Ascomycota; Sordariomycetes; Sordariales; Chaetomiaceae
Exons: 5
Coding region: 46-654 (202 amino acids)
Biological process (GO): translation; maturation of SSU-rRNA from tricistronic rRNA transcript (SSU-rRNA, 5.8S rRNA, LSU-rRNA)
Cellular component (GO): cytosolic small ribosomal subunit; ribosome
Molecular function (GO): structural constituent of ribosome
Source: RefSeq, a predicted model, not a curated record